Molecule: messenger RNA, 5230 nt
Organism: Malaclemys terrapin pileata
Lineage: Eukaryota; Metazoa; Chordata; Testudines; Emydidae
Gene: CYTIP
Product: cytohesin 1 interacting protein
Exons: 8
Coding region: 34-1110 (358 amino acids)
Biological process (GO): regulation of cell adhesion
Cellular component (GO): cell cortex
Molecular function (GO): protein binding
Source: RefSeq, a predicted model, not a curated record
UAGCAAUGCCAGUCUAAGUGCCCUUCGUCCAACAUGUCCUUAAGAAAGCUCAUUCAGCAAAACCGGAAUGCCAAUUUUGUGGGCUACUGCGUUAGUCCAAGUUACACACCUUACUUGGAUCCAAUGUGCAGUCCCCAGAUGGAUAAUAGAAGAAUUCAGAGUCUGGCAAACACAGUGGGAACGUUACCAAGGGGACGCAAACAGCUUGCUUUAACCAGAUCAAGUUCCUUAAGUGACUCUUCUGAGCCACAAAGACGGCUUCUUGCUAUUGUCAAAGAAGAUAAUGAAACAUUUGGAUUUGAAAUUGAGACACGUAGAUUACAACACCAAAAUGCUUGCUCCCUGCAAAUAUGCACUUAUGUCUGCAAAAUACAAGAAGAAAGUCCUGCCCAUCUUUCUGGCCUGCAAACAGGUGAUAUUCUAGCCAAUAUCAAUGGAGUGAGCACUGAAGGUUUUAGUCACAAGCAAAUGGUGGACUUGAUAAAAUCUUCAGGGAAUUAUUUAAGAUUAGAGACUGUUAAUGGAGCCAGGAUUGUUAGGAGAAUGGAACUUGAAACCAAGCUGCAGUUAUUGAAGCAAACUUUGCAGGAAAAAUGGGUGGAGUUCCGAUCGCUGCAAUUACAGGAACAACGCUUGCUGCAUGGGGAGGUGAAUGACAACAACUUUGACACCCUGGAAUUGGAGUCCAAUUUAUUUGGUAGUGGUGCUUCAUCAAGGCCUGCCUUCCCAAUUAAGCCCCGAUUCUCCAGUGAAAGCAGCUGUAAAAGCCAGCUGAGUUCAAUGACAGUGGACAGUGAGGAUAGCUUCUACCAGACCUAUGUUUUUGAGGAUUCUGCUCAUGAGACUCUGAGCCGACAGUCGAGCACAGAUGAUGAUUGCUUCUUUUCAAGGGACAAUGACACUGCAGUAGGGAAAUAUUCACUGAGGAGGAACAGAAGCAUCAGUCUGGCUAGCAGUGGAUCAGUGUCGCCCUCAUGGGAUGGAGGCAGUUUUUCAAACAUUUUUGGAACACUCCCACGGAAAAAUAGGAGAGGAAGUGUCCGAAAGCAGCUUUUAAAAUUCAUUCCGGGUCUUCACCGAGCAGUUGAAGAGGAAGAAAGUCGUGUCUGACAUCUUAAGUAUCUUCUUCAGUAGCAAGGACUGUGUUAGUAUCCAUAGACAGAAACUGCAGCAGUAAAACCACAUAGUGCCUGGGAUUCAUACUGACUCACCCAGCCACACCUUUUCCCCCGACAUAACCUUACGACAGGACUGACAUUAUUUAAAGUGCUGUUUUUUUUUUCAUUAUUCUUGAACGCAGCUAGCACACUGUGAACCCAGCUUUGUUAGUACAGAACAGAUUUUCAGGGACUAACUUUGGUAUGUGGAAAAGCUUUGCAGCACCUUCUCAUCGACCCUCGUGUUACCAAUGUAGUCCACUCUGUGUGAGAGUUACAGCUAUUUAUUUCCUACGUUAGUGAGCCAAAUAUUAUAUUCUUCAAAGAACUUUAUUAAAGGGCCUGCUGCUGCUGAAAUCAUUGGCAGAAGUCCCAUCGUGAGCAGGAUCAGGCCCCACAUAUACAAAUGUGCACACCACAGAAGAACAAAACUGUGAAAAGAAGUGCAGUAACUAGAAGUCUGAAGGAUUUACUUGUAUGUUUGUUAACCUUGUUGCCUGAGCUGUGGCUCAGACUAGGGUAUAUUUGAGUUUCUGUAGCAGAGACUAGGGACUUUUAUUUAAAUGCAAUUGUCUUUCCAGUCAGUAAGUUAGCGAGCACAUUUCUCCAGUCAGUCAUGCCCAUAGGACAGCAUGCACACGCUGCAGGGCCCGUAGCAGUAACUCCUAGGAUAUCAUUGGGAUUUUUCUUGUCUCUUCAUGCUAAUAUUUUAAUACACAUCAUAACCUAUGGCCCACACUUUAUCCUCAUGGUUGAAAUCAUUGAUAUGUCAUGGUAAGUUCUUACCGUCACAGGGAAUUUGAAAUCUACGGUCACUCACAAACUUACGUGAUACCUCAGAUAACAACCUAAAGCUUUUCUACUAUGGCAGCUCAUUCAGUACCAUUGUCUGUUGUUUUCACACUAGACUGGCCACAAUAGCUGAGUUACUGAGCUUUUAAAACACAGGGUGUGUGUUUCAUUCAUCUGGGUAGGGGGAACAAACUGGGGCCAUUGAAUGUAAAUGAACUUGGGAGUCAAAACAUUUCAGUUUUCUAAAAAGAACCGGUGGAGAAAAGCAUAAAGGGUUAUUGGCUUAAAAAAUGGAGGGAGUAUCUGAAAUAUGAGACAACUGCAGAGCCACACUCCUUGGACUAUGAUUGAGUAUGUUUGGGGGAGGUAUUCAACUGAGGUAUGUUAUUUGAUCUGCAGCUGCACGGUAGUAUAGAAAGAGAGAGGAAGUGGCUUUCUGGUGCUGCUGGUAUCGGAUUGACAUUAGCUUCAGUAACAUGAAUUGACCUUGUACUUAGCAGCAGUGAUGACAAAGAUCAUUGAAAUGAUGAACACCAAAGAAAUAUUGGACAGGUGUGUACAGAACAAAAUAACAUCCAUUGCAGUAGUUUGGUACCAAAGGUUUUGGAACACAUUUCAGUGGUUUGGAAUGAAAUGCCAGCAAAGGAGUCUUCCAGGGUGAACUGAUAGAAAAUAGAAAGAAAAGGAAAAAUUGAAUGGCAGCACAAGGUUCUGGAAAACUAGUGAUAUAGUCUGACUGCUUUUGUGUUUUCUCCGCUUCAAGACCCUGUUGUGACAGCUCAGGUGGGCCCGUUAUCCCUGCUUAUAGUGACAUGUCUCUAACUCCUGUCACGUGUUUCUGAAAUUCUAAUCAGGCUUAUUGAAAACAUAUUUCCCUGUACUGUGCAUAUAUCAGGCUCAGUAACAAGUAAUUUAAAGGUUAUGCUUCUUCACUGUCACUAAUUGAGAUUGUUCAGUCAAAGAAGCAUAGGAGAAUUUCAGCAGUCUUGAGAAAAUAUUGAUCAGCGAGCGAUGACCUAAAUACAGUACAUCAAAUGAAUUCUCCUUCUUCGAGGUCCCAUAGAAAUAAGUCCAUCCCUUCCUAUGUCAUUCUCAUGGGAUGUCCUGCAGUUACCAAUAGGAUUUUGUUUUGUUUCUGAAUGGACUGCAAGAUUUCAGUCUCACUUUCGAAAACUCCUUACAAAUCAGUGUCAGGGGAGUGUGCCUUUUAGGAUUCAAACCCCAUAAACAAACUUGCACUCUUAAGGACUUCAUGGAAUUCUAUCUACAGUAUUUUGGUGUAUUGCUGCGGAAACAAAAGGGUCAGCAAUUGUCUAGGUUUUUUUAGGAUUAAAGAUUUCUGUAGUUUAUGGAAUGAAGAUGGAAGGGAUAGUUUACCCAAGAUUAUAGGAAAUUAUUUAAUCAGUUUGGAUAUAGAAUGGGAAGGAAAGGAGACACUUUAUGUAUAUAUCAGGUAUUAUAUGUGCAUAACACUUUUAUAAUAGAUAAAGCACAAAUUAAGUCCUCUAAACUGCAACAAAACUUUUCAAAACAUAGCAUAGAUGGAAGAAGUGUUAAUAUAAUUAUCUUUAAGAAUAUCUUUUGUUUUACAUGACUCACUUGGUUUUAACUGACAAAAAAAGAGCAUUAAGAGGUAGUUUAUACUUCAGACAUUUCUCUAACAAGAUUUCAACUGUGUUUAAAACAUCAAAGUCAAACCAGCAACUUUCACCACCACAAACAAACAAAAAGUCAAAGAAAUAUCCUCCAUUGUACCCAAUAUUCCUUUAGUUGAUAAAUUUGUUUCAAAGGCACAUCUUCCAAGGUGAUUUAGCCACCCAACGCUUGUUAAACCAACAAGAGCUGUGAACCAACAUUUCAAAUAGUUUUUAUAUUUUUUUCUAAGAGGAUUAAAAAAAUUGUAGUACAGCAAUUCUCCAUGUGAAGUUGAGGGAAGGGAAACAUUAUAUGAACAUGGGGGAAGCUUUAUUGCUCUGUUUAUUAUGGGAAGCACAUUCUUUUGUUUAUUCAGUUUAACAUAUAUGUUUAUUAUUAUGCUAAAAAUUGAACAUGUGCUUUAACCCCCUAAAUUCCCAUGUCUCUGGUGGUUCAAAGUCCAACCCUUGAUCCAGCUGAGCUCUGAAUUUCCUGGCUGGCCCUUAACCUGAGCAAAACCAAACCUCUUGAUUCAAAUAACCCCACACCUGGAUCCAAUCUAAUGUUUGCAUCUGGAGUCCAUUUCUGAGUCAACACAGUAAAUCACAGGCAAAAAGUUAAGAUACAUUGCAUGUAUUUUCAGACAUUGCUUUCUUGUUUUGUUUUUGUUUUUCGCCCACAGUUAUUUUUAGAUGCAAUGUCACUAGGAUGCCUUCUGGGAAAAAUUAGAUGCUUAGAUGUCCAAGUGAAAGUCACUGUGGGCCCAGUGAUGCUCUAGUGAAGGCUGGAUUGAAAAUCAUGCCCAUAAUACCACUCUGAGAACAUAUAGGGCCUGACACUUCAACCUAGAUCCCAAAUUUUCAGGUGCAAUUUUGCAAAUGCAAAUAAUUGGACCCACAUCUUGCACAUGGUAGCACCUAGACAUCUAACAAUCCAACAUAUAGGUGCAAAUAUGCAGGCAGAGUUAUUUGUGCAUGCAAAAUUGCACCUGCCAAGUUAGAAGCCAUCUCUGAAAAUCAGGCCUUUUAAGUAUAGGAAGUUCCUAAUGCAGGAUUUUCACUUAAAGUAAAUAUUUUCUUUCUUAGCAUGUCUACCGUACAUGUAGAGUGGAAUCCUGGCCCUACUGAAGUACAUUGAUUUCAAGAGGACCAGGAUUUCACCCUAUUUAGGAACAGGAAUUCCAUAGCUGGGUUAAAAUUUUACUCACAAGUAAAAAGUGCCAUUUUAUAUUAAAACUAUAGAAUAUUGUUGCAGGAAAGGGGCCUCUGAUUUGUGCUGAAGUACACACAAAUUGGAAGGUAAUGAAUAUGCAACUGAUAUGUGCAAAGGUGGGCUUUGCAUAAGAUAAUUUGUGGGUACAUGGAUCAGGGGCCCUUCGAACAUAUGACCCUGUGUAGCUAAAUCCUUUCUCCCCUUUAAGGGAUUUACCUACGUCCUUGGUGGUUAUAUAUCAGAGCAAUGAAAUUGGUUGGAGUCAGUCUUUUAAUUUGGGCUUGAUCAGUUUAACAGAACAUAUGGAUUUGAAUUCUGUGCUGCGCUUUAACAGCAGCGAGGAACUAGAGAUAGGCCAGAACCACAAAUUUCAGAUCCAAAUGUGGAUUUCAAGUCCUUCAGAGUUUGAGAGGUUGUUCCACAUGGAGCAACCA